AUGGCAACACAACUACUUCUAACCUUCCUUUCCCUGGUCACCAUCUUCCUAUGCCACUGGCUCCUCAGAAACAAGCACUCACCGGUCUACCAAUGGCCAUUCCUCGGGAUGCUCCCUGGCCUCCUCUUCAGCUUCUACAACUCCACACUCCACGACUUGCAUACCCGAGCUUUGAGGCGAACCGGCGGAACGUUCCUUCUCAAGGGACCCAGUUUCAUCAACGCCGACUUCAUGGUCACGUGCGAUCCGGCCAACAUCAACCACAUCUUCAACAAGAACGCGACCAACUACGAGAAGGGUCGGGACUUCAAGGCCAUAAUGGAGGCUCUGGGCGACGGCAUCUUUAAUGUCGACGGCGAGUCGUGGAAGUUCCAGAGGAAGCUCCUCCAUUCCUUGCUGAACAACCCCGAGUUCGAGUGUCACGCCAUGCACAUCCUCACAGAGAAGACGAGGAGCACACUUCUGCCGAUCCUCGACAGAGCCGAGGUAGUGGACCUACAGGACGUGUUUAAGAGGUUCAUGUUCGACAACAUGUGCCUGUUGGUCUUGGGAUUCGACCCCCAAUACCUCCCCGUUGAGUACGAGGGCGGCAGGCUCCCUGAGAAUGCGUGUGGCGAAGCAUUCGAUGAGCUGGAGGAGGUGGCGACAUACCGGCACAUGGUUCCCAUAUGCGUGUGGAGGCUUCAAAACCGGCUCCGUAUUGGAAUGGAGUGGAAGUUCAUUCGAGGCAGUAGAACGAUAGAUCAGUUCUUAUAUGGUCGCAUCGAGAUGAAGAAGCAAGAAUUUGCAACGAAACACUGCGUCGGCGAUGAUGAGCAGACAAAAAACAAGACGGAUUUGCUGACACAAUUUUUGGUCAUGAAAGAUGAGGAUGGCAGAUGUGACGGGAAGAUCAUUGAUAAAACAUCCGACAAGUUCCUGAGGGACAGUAUGUUCACCUUACUUGUAGCCGGGAGGGAUACCAUCUCUGCGGGUCUUACAUGGUUGAUAUGGUGUGUGGCGAACCACCCCACUGUUGAAAAAAGGAUUCUAGAAGAGAUUAGACAAGUAAUCGCAGCGCGACCACCUGAGCAAGUUAAUGGCGACGAAGGAGGGUUUCUGAGAAGCAACGAGUUGAAUAAACUUGUGUAUCUCCAUGCAACUGUUUGCGAGACACUGAGGUUGUAUCCACCAGUGCCAUACGACCACAAGUGCGCUGUGGAGUCGGAUGUCCUUCCAAGCGGACACAAGGUUUGUAAAGAAGAGAGGAUACUGUUCUACAUAUACGCCAUAGCUAGGAUGGAAGAUGUAUGGGGAAAGGAUUGCAUGGAGUUCAAACCGGAGAGGUGGAUUUCGGAGAGAGGGACAAUACUGCAUGUCCCAUCUUACAAGUUCAUGACCUUCUUGGCUGGGGCAAGAACCUGUUUGGGCAAGACCAUGUCUUUCAUGCAAAUCAAAUCCAUGGCCAGUGCUCUCCUGUGGAAGUACAAGUUUGAACUCACUGAUAAUAGUCCCUCCGCUAGGACGACGGUCGGGUUGGUCUUGUAUAUGAAAGACGGGCUGAAGGCAAGAGUCUCCAGGAGAGAUCACUGAGAAAUAUAUUGCUGAUUUCCUAUUAAUUAAUGUAUGAUGGUAUGUUGUUGUCUAGUAACAGUGACUGUUCCAUCAGUUUGUUAUUAUGUCUAGCUAGGGUUCCGUUACUCGUGUGAAGUUUUCUUUCGUGUUAUAUGUUAUCAAUGCAUGCUAGCUACUUCUAUAAGUAUUGUUGUUGUACUCUUUGGCUGUUAUGAAAUAUAGCAUGUAUUAAUAAAUAAACAUUCAUGUGUUCUAAGAGUGA
Messenger RNA from Linum tenue, 1816 nucleotides. NCBI's taxonomy places the organism in Eukaryota, Viridiplantae, Streptophyta, Magnoliopsida, Malpighiales, Linaceae. The record is from the annotation of a GenBank genome assembly.